Messenger RNA from Dufourea novaeangliae, 4052 nucleotides. RefSeq names its product Fanconi anemia group I protein (gene FANCI). The record is from RefSeq and is a predicted model, not a curated record. NCBI's taxonomy places the organism in Eukaryota, Metazoa, Arthropoda, Insecta, Hymenoptera, Halictidae. The transcript is spliced from 22 exons. Gene Ontology annotation, biological process: DNA repair. Gene Ontology annotation, molecular function: DNA polymerase binding.
GUAUGUAUCAGCAAUUUCAAAAUUUACGAGAUCGUGACGAGCAAAUAGAAUUAAGGACAUUUGUUCGAGAUUUGAAUGUAGAAGAGCUUGCAGAAAUAAUACGGAGCAGCAUCUGUAAAGCAGAUGCGCCAAAGAUACUGGACGAUAUUUUCCAAGCAUUUUCAGAUUCCGAAGCCGGUCAAUUAAAACGACGUAUGUUGGUUGAGUCUACUUUACGAAUUUUAGGAACAACUAAAAUACCCACAAUACACGUAGAUUCGAUCGUAAAUCGAGUAAUUCUCGAUUUUCCAAAGUAUUCGAAGCAGCAUCUCCUGAAACUCGUCGAUUUUUCUCUAACUUGUAUUCAUGAUGACAACAAUGAUUUAUUACAGUGGAAAGAUUUGUUACCUGUGCUACUUGAAGCACUGAAAGAUGAGAAGUAUAUUGUUUACAGGGAUGCAGAAGUCUCUGGAACCGAGUAUAAAUCAUUGAUUGUCAAAUCAAUAUGCAAUUAUCAAUGGAACAUUGACAAUCUACCAUCAUUAGCAAAAAUGUUUGGGGAUAUGGCUCUAGAUAAAGCUGAUCGCAGAGUUGUCAUAAAAACGUUGUGUCAUUCUUUGCCUGAGCUAUCUCUUAGCCAAGUGCCACCUUUUGUUUAUCAAGCCCUAAAAUUGUGCAGAGAUCACGAUAAUCAGUACCUUUUACAUAUGCUGUGUAAAUAUUUUGAGUACUGUUACCAGAAAGCAAUUUCUAAUGAAGAGAGGGACAGCUUAGAAGACGUUGGCACAGUCAGUAUAAAAGAGGUCAAGGAUGUAGAGAGCACUGUGUUGUAUCAUGUGUAUCAGCACGUGCAACUAAAUCAUGAGAAUUUGAAGGAUUUUAUUCGUUAUCUUAAAUCCGUGUCUUACACAUCUGAAUACAUCUUACAACCAUUCAUGCUUGCUGUACUAAUGUCUGUGUUUGGUAUAUACGCAGAUCAGAUUUUUGAAAUAUUGAAAGCUGCUAUUAUCAACAAUAGUCUAGACAAAGAAAAGAGACAAAAUAAUGCUUGGCUUAGACAACUUUUACCCUCUGAGAUCAAUAUUAUUAAUAUUAUUCGACGAAUCAUUGACACCAGCAACAAGGAUCGUCAUAUGGUGUUGAAGGGUUUAAUAGAUCUGGCCUUCAUGUUAAUGAGUACAGAUCAAAAGCUGAAAAAUAAUACGACGGUUGUGUGGUACACGGGAACAGAAAUUAUUCGAGAAAUAAUUAAAAAACGACACGACACAGUUGCCAUUGUAUUGCAAGAGUUGGUUGAUAAAAUCGUUGUUGGUGGAAUACCAACGAUGCAUUAUACAGAUUGUUUAAAAUACGCUUGUCGUGAAUUAUCAGUAAUCGUUUUGGAUCAUCAAGUUUGGAUUAUGACUCUUCUCGAACGAUUAUUGCUUUUACCUACUGCAGCAGCUGAUCAAGUUUUGCACGCAAUUCUUCCAUUGAUGCACGUAUCGCCUAAUAUACGAGAAAAUCUUUUUCUGACUUUGAGAAAAGCUCUUUACAGGAAAGGUGUAUCAAAACGUCAAAUGGCGGUUACUGGAUUUCUCGACAUGUUAAAAUACUCGAAAAUGCAUUCUUUGGGCAGCUUUAGACUUAGUCAACGCAGCGGUUCUUCAGCGUAUGCGAUUAGCUCCAGUGCCAGAUCAACGUUAACGCAGGUGACUCUCGAACAUAAUACGCAACAAGAGAAGUCAAUCACCGAAAUGAAUAAAACUUUAUGUUUUGAAAUACUAGAUAUAUUAAAGAAAAGCCUAACUUACGAGUUUCAAGUUAGACUACACUUAUACGAAGGCUUGUACGGUGCUGUUACAAGAAAUCCUGAAAUAACAGAAAUCGUGUUGGAUAUGCUUCUUUCGCAUUUGAGUCUUUAUCUCGAGGAAGACAAUAAUGUCUUGCCACCUGUAAAAUUUGAAUUGUGUGCAGACAUUGAAGGUAUGGAGGUGAUUUUAAAAGAACCUAUAGCAGAGCUGAUAUUUGCAAUACAAAAGAUAUAUAUGGGUAAAAUUUCGAGGAAGUCAAAUGUAUCUGAUAAGUUGCACACUGUUUUGGAAUCGCUGUGCAGACGUAUGGCAGCUACUGAAUUGGAACAUUUAAAUCUGGGACGAGGAACGGAUCUCUUUGAGGAUUUUUCAAAAUCUCAGAUCAAAUUGAAAAAUCUUAGCAUAACAAUUACAAUUUAUGAGGCUUUAAUAGCGUUUCGAAUAGGAGAAUGGUCUUUGAGAGAGAAUUCAGAUAUUUGUUACAGCGUUGAAGAUUUGUUUAGAGGAUAUUCCCGUUCGGUGGACUUUAUUAAAAUGCAAUCGAUAAAAACGAAAAAAAUAGACGGUGCUAAGGCUAAGAAGGAUAAAGAUGUAAACAAUACAACAAAAAAACUUAUUAGAUCAAGUAAUAUUAAAAUACCAAGUACUGUUAUGGAUUUGGAUACGAUAUAUCAAUGUUUAUCGCUUUUAUACUCACGGCCUGACACGGGUCAAAACAGAAAUGUCAUGCUUCGCGAAAACGGUAAUUUUUGUUGUUACAUAUUCCACAUAUGCGAACAACUUUUACAAAAAACGAAGUCGGUAAUGGUGGAUACGUGUCGAGGCCAAUCGAAUCUGUACAUUGACAUCUAUAUUGAGAUCGGAGGGUUGCUUUACAAAUACUUCUUAUUGAAUCUAACUGAUGCGGUAAAAAACGACGAACAGGUAGCAGUAUCGGCUUUGCAAUGCUACAAGGAGAUUUCUCAUUGUAUAUGUACAUUAGUCCCAUCGGAGUUGCCACGAUUUCUCGAGACGAUGUUACAGUCACAAACGAAGAAGGAUUCUGUAUCAAAGGACGUUAAUUUUCAACUGCAACAAGUUAUUUCCUCGUUAAACGUUUAUUUUAUAGAAUCACUCGCUGAAGAAACAAGUGACACCGCGAGUAAGAAAAUACCAUUUCUUCUGUUACAAGUUAUAGAACAGUUCGCCUAUAAAAUCAAUUUCGCAAACUGCAACGGUGAAAAAGUAUUCAAGUGCGUCAAAGAAAUUGCUCAAACAAAAGAAGUUGAAAGUUCAAUCGUUUCUGUUGCAAUUCCGCUUUUGUUACGCUUAGAAGAAUAUACGCAAGAGUACGGAGAAAUAUUGAAUGAAAUCUGCCUGAAACUAUGUGAAAAAGUUGGUGCUAUCGAUGAUAGCGAACUCACAUCGAACGAACAAUAUAAAAUUAUACGUGAAGCAACAUUCAUGCAAAUCUAUAACGCGUUAAACGAUCACAUAAAGGAAAAAUUAAACAAUGCUUCUUGGUUGUUGUUGCGCUUAAAAGCCGAAGAUAUCAUAGUUCGAGCACAUGAAGGAACAGCCGACGAAAUCUGUAAGUAGGAAUCAUUUGUAUUUAAUAGAAAAACCAAUUGCGAUAUCCAAACAGGUAAUAAUAAUUUAAGAGAGAAGGAACGAAGUCUCUGUAAACAGUUGUCCUAUCUUAUUCAAGUACUCCACACAUUGGUGAAUACGUCGAUAGAACCAGGCCCGUGUACGGACACUACGUUCAGGAACUUACAAUGUUUGUAUCAUUUGCUUGGAAACCUUACAAAAUAUUUCUAUGGAAAGUCAAACAGUCAAAAUGCAGCAUUUCAAACAGUCAAAUUCAUUCAAGUGGUACAGUUAGCUGGUAAACCAUUAAAAUCUGCCUUUUACAACCUAGUCACGCACGUUGAGGAAAAUCAGAACAAUUUAAAUUCCAAGUCAGACUCCUAUGCGCAGAGAAACAAAAUUUUAAGGGAAACUAAAAUAAUACCGCGCGUGGUUUACGAGAUCGAGCAAUUCAACAAGGAAGUAUUAUUACUUGGUAAAAGAACUGGCAUACCGUUGGAGAACUACAUGAAACGUAGUGUGACGCGCGACUUUAGAAUCAAGAAUCCACAAUUGGUGGAAGGUAUUGAGAAAAUGGACGUGAGCCAACUUACACCAUCGUAUUCUGAAGCUACAGAAAAUGAAAUCCGUAGCUUGAACACGGAUAAGUCAAGCAGCACUGCCGCCGAUGACACGACGCCAUCGAAGAAACGACGUAGAAUAGAAAAUUGA